This is a messenger RNA of Papaver somniferum (opium poppy), 2243 nucleotides long. RefSeq names its product acyltransferase-like protein At1g54570, chloroplastic. Gene Ontology annotation, cellular component: membrane. The record is from RefSeq and is a predicted model, not a curated record. Bases 103 to 2166 code for a protein of 687 amino acids. The transcript is spliced from 12 exons. Lineage: Eukaryota; Viridiplantae; Streptophyta; Magnoliopsida; Ranunculales; Papaveraceae.
UAGUAAUCUCAAUUGUGCUUUGCUGAUUCUUUUCACCGUUUUAUCUGUUCUUUUGAACGGAAGAGAUUCCAGCUUUUUGAGUUGGACAGUUUGCUUGCAGCAAUGUCCUCAACUAUAAAAUUCUUUGCUUCUUCUAUUUCCAACUCACCUUUACAUGGAACUUUGGACACCGAAUGUCGGGUUAGUGGUCGAUUUCGUGCAUUUGGAACUCAUAAUUCAAUGCACGAAAUUAGUUGUAUAGCUGAUGAAAAAAAGUCAAAAAUUGCUAAAAGUUGUCAGAAGUUGGAAGUUUUGUGGGAUGAUGGAUAUGGAACUAGUAGUGUAAAAGAUUAUCUCGAUAUAUCAAGAGAAAUGGUUAAGAAGACUGAUGAUGGUGGGCCGCCUCGAUGGUUUUGCCCGGUUGAAUGUGGAAAACCAAUCAAAGGCUCUCCUGUUCUUCUUUUCUUGGCUGGAAUGGAUGGUACUGGUUGGGGACUCGUUUUGCACCACAAAUCUCUCGGGAAGGUUUUUGAAGUUAGAUGUUUGCAUAUUCCUGUUAAUGAUCGCACACCCCUUGAAGGUCUGUUGGAAAUGAUCGAGGAUACUGUAAGGGCUGAACAUUCUGCAUUUCCCAAGAAACCAAUUUAUUUAGUUGGGGAUUCCAUGGGAGGAUGCUUAGCACUUGCAGUUGCUGCCGGUAACCCUACUACUGAUCUAGUACUUGUAGUAUCCAAUCCAGCAACAUCAUUUGGCAAGUCAACCUUGCAGCAUUUGCUCCCUACCUUGGAAGCUUUGCCUGAUAGCUUCCAUAUUAACCUUAUUUACCUUCUUAGCAUUAUUGCAGGGAACCCUAUGAAGAUGGCGGCAGUCAAUGCUGAAAAAGGCCUCCCUCCUGCACAAACACUUAAGCAAAUGCUGAGAAACCUCAUUACUUUGUUACCACGUAUUUCUGGUUUGGGGGAUAUUAUACCAAAAGAGACUCUUCUGUGGAAACUAAAGCUUUGUAAAGCUGCAGCAGAAUAUGCUAAUUCUCAUCUUCAUGCCAUCAGAGCUGAAGUGCUAGUGCUUGCAAGUGGAAAGGACAAUAUGUUCCCAAGUAGAGAUGAAGCUCGGCGGCUUUGGACCUCGUUACUAAACUGCAAAGUUCGACAUUUUAAGAAAAACAGUCACACCCUUUUAUUGGAGGAUGGUCUAAAUUUUUUGUCUUUCAUUAAAGCUACACACAUGUAUCGUCGUUCUACAAGGCACGAUUACAUCUCAGAUUUCAUUCCAACUAGUUUAUCAGAGUUCAAAGACAUAUAUCUGCAAGGUUUCUCAGCACUAACAACAGUUACAAGUCCGGUGAUGCUGUCCACUCUCGAAGAUGGUCAGAUUGUGAGGGGUCUUGAAGGGAUUCCUAGUACAGGUCCUGUCAUCUUAGUGGGUUAUCACAUGUUGAUGGGACUUGAACUUCCUUCAAUCGUUGGAGAAAUCUUGAAGGAGAAAAAAGUUAUGGUUCGAAGUAUUGGACACCCAAUGCUGUUUUCUCCAAACAACGAAACUUCGUCAAAUGAGUUAUCAAGGUUUGACGUAAUGACCAUUUUCGGCACACUACCUGUCUCACCAAGCCACUUGCAUAAGUUACUGUCGAAUAACGAAACCAUUCUUCUUUUUCCUGGCGGUGCUCGUGAGGCUCUUCACCGGAAGGGUGAAGAAUACAAGUGCUUCUGGCCAGAACAACCUGAAUUUGUGAGAAUGGCAGCUAAGUUUGGAGCAACAAUUAUUCCAUUUGGAGUUGUUGGAGUAGAUGAUAUUCUGCAUUAUCUUCUAGAUUAUGAUGAUCAGAUGAAAAUUCCGUUCACGCGAGACUUUAUAAAAAAAAAAAAUCAGAAUAUUGAAAAUAUAAGGAUUGAUGCAAAAGGGGAGGUCGCUAAUCAGGACAUGUUCGUCCCGGGUGUUUUUCCAAAGAUACCUGGACGGUUCUAUUACCUAUUUGGAAAACCAAUCGAAACAAAAGGGAUGAAACAAGAAUUGAAAGACAAAGACAAUGCAAAUGCAAUGUACUUGCAGAUAAAAUCCGAGGUAGAAAACAUCAUGUCAUAUUUGGUAAAGAAGAGAGAAAAAGACCCAUACAGAGGUAUACUUCAGAGAACUAUUUACAAGGCCAUGAAAGCACCCGCGGAUCAGAUUCCUACCUUUGAACUGUAAUUAAAAAUUUUUGUUUGAAUUAAAUUAUUUUGGUAAUUGCUAAUAAGAAGAAGUAAGAAUCGUAUCUUCCCCUCAAA